CGCUUGCCACAACGACAUGUCCAUCUUGUGUGCAAAAACUAAAAAUGGAUUGAUACAAGUCAUGUAAAAUAAUACAGAUUUGGAGAGAUCCCCAGCUUUACCUCAACUCUCUGAAUGAAAUUGUUUUGCAAUCGGGCAGUUUAGUGCUGGGAGCACCUCGCGCUGGUGAAUCUUAGUCCGUAUGACCAUGGCCUAUUUGCAAUAAGUACUACUAGUAGGAAGUAUUUUCUGAGAUCGAUUUCAUAACCGUUUUGGAUCGGUGUGCGAAAGUUCGUGAACACUAUCGACUGGAGGAAACUCAUCGCCUCGCUUUGAUCCUAUUUCAAAUUUACUUUAACUGCCGUCAUCGACAACAGCCAGCACUGUCAGUUGAUAGCUUUCAAGUAGUGGCGUGAAAGAUGGUGCGUGUUUCUACCAGAACUGGUGGGCUGCAGUCGCUGUUGACCGUAGUGGUGAUGGCAGUGGUACUAGUAGCUAGUCACACUGCCACUCUGUGCAGUGGUCAGCACACGUACGCCGUCACGUUCCCCUGCACCGUGCACCCGGGCCAGGCAACGGUGAUGAACGUCGCCCUGUUCGCCGGGAGCAGUGCUGUCAGCGUGCGUGCCGAGCUGCAAGCGGUCGGCGGCAAUUCGCUGGCAGCCGCGAACGUGGUCAUUGCUGCACGCUCUCAUGCCCAGGUGUCACUGCCUACGCCUAGUAGUGUUAAGGUUGGCUCGUCAGUUGUGCUCCUUGUGACGGGUACCGGUGGCCUGAUGUUCACCAACAAGACCACCGUCAUGGUCGCCAGUAGCUUCUCUAUCUUCGUACAGACCGAUAAGGGUGCGUAUCGUCCUGGCCAGACCGUGCGUAUGCGUGUAGUCACUGUGCAGCCUAAUCUAAAACCAUACAGCGGAUCGUUCAAUGUGCACAUUGCUGAUAACAGUAAGAAUCGCCUGGCCCAAUGGCUGAAUGUACAGCCUGUGAAUGGGAUAUGGAGUGAAGACUUCCCCAUCUCUGAAUAUCCACCACUGGGUAACUACACCAUAGAGGUGAACGCAUCCACAGCUCAGACAAGCACCCAGUUUGAAGUGCGUGAAUACGUCCUGCCGAAGUUCACCGUCUCUGUAUCGACAGUGCCCUACGUUGCCAAUGAUGAGAGCUCGGACAUUGUUACCUUCAUCAGCGCUCAGUACACGUACGGUAAAGCUGUCGAGGGAACUGCCAAGGUGGAGCUGUUCCUCAACAAUGUCUACCAGCGUUGCAGUGGAAGGAGCAAUCCGAGAAUCAGCCGUCAAGUGACACUCACCGCUGGCAAGAACGCUUCAGUCACGCUGACCAGGGCGCAGUUCAACAGUCUCUUCUGCUCGUCUAAUAGCUUUCAAGGCUACUUCCAAGGUCACCAGCAGCUAGUGGUCAAUGCCAGUGUCACAGAUCUUGUCAGCGGCGAGACACGCCACUCCAGCAGCAGCGCAGGACUCUUCUACUACGCCAAGCAGCUGGCGUUCGACAGUGCAGUGACAGCGAAUACCUUCAAACCUGGCAACAAGUACCUGAUACGCCUACUGUACAGCACGCCGGACAAGAAGCCUAUCAGCGGUGCCAGCAUUUCUAUUACCGUCAAUAGCAACGGCGCGGAGCAAAAAGCCACACUGACAACAAGGAACGGUGUCAUCAACCACAUUAUCACUGCUCCCAGGAGCUCAUCGUACAUGAGUAUCCGAGCUUACCCGACCAUGGGCGACAUGAACAACUACUACCGCUCCGUGUAUCUAAGUCCCUCCGUGGCUCUUUCACACACUGGCUCCUUUCUACAGCUUUCUGCGACCAAAGCCAACUAUGCUGCAGGAGAGACGGCAAGCUUCACUGCCACGGCCAUUGUUAACUCGACAUCGACUGUCUUCAGUCAGGUAGUGUACACCGUGCACUCACGAGCUACUCUGGUGCACCACGGCGUGGUACUGCCGACCGCCGGCUCAUUGACUGCGUCGUUCAGUUUCGUCGUCACGCCAGCAAUGGGUCCUUAUGCCAAGGUGCUUGCCUACUACGUGGCUAGUGGCGAGCUGGUGGUUGACUCGUUGUCGGUGAGUGUGAGUGGCGUGUUUGAGAACAAUGUUCAAGUGUCCUUUGGCCGGGCAGAAGCUCGCCCCAAUGACAACGUCACACUGACUGUGUCUGCAGAGGCUGGUUCAACUGUUGCAGUGUCCAUUGUUGAUCAGAGUGCACUUCUUGUCCGGCAAGCAAACACCAUAACAGCGAGUGGUGUCAGUGAGGAGCUUGCUCGGUACGACAGGAGUGGUCGACCUAUCUCGUACGACGGGCCUGUUUGGGCGCUCAUCGAACCCGCCAUCGUCAAUCGCCGUCGUCGACGCGAUGUAUUACCAGGCCCAUGGUACUACUAUGGCACUACGGCCGGCUCUAUCCUGCGCAGCGCUGGUAUAUGCAUUAUCUCCGAUCUCAAUGUGCCAGACAAUCCUUAUGUGCCAUUUUUCCUCGCUGAUUCCCCUGAUAGUGGUGGUAUUAACCCCGAGGUGGCUUCCUUUGAUAAAUCUGGUGGGGGGUCUUCAACGCCCACAGUGGGCGAAUCACUUGCCGUACCAGACCACACCCGUGACUUCUUCCCCGAGACCUGGCUGUGGGCCACUGCGAAUGCAUCGGCCAGCGGCACAGCAGAGUUUGAGACAGUCGUUCCCGACUCUAUCACAUCGUGGGUAGCGAGUGCCUUUGCUGUGUCGCCGAGCAAGGGCAUGGGUGUAGCACCGUCAACCGUCAAACUGCGCGCUUUCCAGGAGUUCUUCAUCUCGCUCAACCUACCGUACUCUGUGAUUCAAGGCGAGGAGCUUGUCCUCCAGGUCAAUGUGUUCAACUACCUGGACACCAGCCAAGAAACACUGGUCACAUUAGACUCCACGCCCAGCCUGAAGGUAACCGGUGCCAACGCUGGACAAGCAGCAAGCAAGACUAUUACAGUCCUGGCUGGGAAAGCACAGUCAGCCUUGUUUAUUGUCAAACCGACCAUAUCUGGUCGUCUUCCAAUCACCGUCACGGCCCGUGCUGGUUUAGCUGCCGACCGUGUCAUUCGUCAGCUGCUCGUUGAGCCGGAAGGUGUUACAAAGUCCUACUCGCAUGGUGUAUUCAUUGACCUGACCAACACUGGCUCAAUGACAGAGAAACUGCUCCUAUCACUUCCUACCGAGGGCUUAGUUCCUGGCUCAGCGCGGGCGGUCGUUUCAGUCGUUGGCGACAUCAUGGGGCCAGCACUUUCCAAUCUGGACAAGCUCUUAACCAUGCCGUAUGGCUGCGGCGAGCAGAACAUGGUAGCGUUUGCGCCCGACGUCUUCAUCACACGCUACCUCACCGCCAGCAGAAUGACCACGGGCAGCAUACUUUCCAAGGCCAAGCGCUUCAUGAUGUCCGGCUAUCAGCGUGAGCUGCGCUAUUGGCGCAAUGACUACUCAUUCAGUGCUUUCGGGCAGCGAGACAGCGUCGGCAGUCUAUGGCUUACUGCAUUCGUCGUCAAGUCUUUCUCACAAGCGUCGCCGUAUAUCUACGUGGACCCCAAUGUCAUAUCCAAGUCCCUGCAAUUCAUCCUGGCGCAGCAAACCAGCUCUGGUUCUUUCCGCCAGGUGGGUAUGGUGCACAGCUCGCAUCUGAAAGGUGGUCUGCAGGGGGACGUUGCACGCGCCGCCUACGUUCUCACCGCCUUGGUCGAAGCUCGCACUGUUCAGAACCGGCCGUCGAUUGCUCUCACCAGCGCAGUUGCUAAGGUGCAGUCCUACAUUGAAGGCCAGUUGAGCCUCGUCACAGAUAACUAUACACUGGCGCUGAGUACGUAUGCUCUGAAAUUGUCCGACAGCAGCCUGGCAUCGGAAGCUAUCACUUUACUACUUGCACGUGCUGACCGCACUGGAGGCACACUCAGUUGGCGCGACAGCCGCAAGCAGAUGGUCAGUUCUCGCUGGCGCUCUCCCUACUACCGCGCUCCAGCAGCGGAUGUGGAACUGACGGCCUACGGUCUACUGGCGCUGGUGCUGCACAAGCGCAUCGCCGAUGCCUCUGCGGUUGCACGCUGGCUUUCGUCCCAGCGCAACUCAUACGGCGGAUUCGAUUCUACACAGGAUACUGUUGUUGGUUUGCAAGCACUGGCUGAUUUCGCCAUGCUGGUCUCUGCCACACCACCAACCAUGAACAUCAAUAUAGCCUCGGAGGGUGGUGCAUCGGCAUUCUCACAGUCGUUCAGUGUGAACAGUGUGAAUUCAUUGGUACUGCAGCAGACGGAAGACUUCCCAGUGCCGUCCACUCUUGCCCUCAGUGCUACCGGGUCCGGCACGGUCAUUCUCUCUAUUGAGGUGUUCUACAACCAGUAUACCGAUGACGUCAAUGCCUACACUAUGGAUACGGACUGCUCGCUGUGGAAGCAAGGCGAGAGACUCGGCGCUACUUGCAAGUACUGCACACGUGCUGCUGCCACCACCUACGCAGACACGGGUAUGUCACUGCUAGAGAUUUCCUUGCCGUCCGGUUUCAGUGCUGACAUGGAUACGGUCAACCAAGCUCUUUCCAGAGAACCCAUGGCUGGGCGCGUGGAAACUCCCGACCGCCGAGUUGUCUUCUACUUGGAUGAGAUCAGCUCUCGUGAUACGUGCGUCUCCUUCGAUAUCGUCCAGAACUUGAUUGUUGGUCGGCUUCAGGCCAGCGCCGUGCGUACUAUCAACUACUACAACCCGUCGGUAAGCAAUGCCAGGCUGUACAAUGUGAGUGCAGAGGUGAUCCCGCUGUGCUGCCAGUGCCCGACGUGUGAUAGCUGCUCCAGCACCAGCACUACCAACUGUCCACAGUUCAGUACACGGCCUAGCGGCAGUAGCGCUGCUGCUCUGCCUGCUGUCACGACAACAACCACUGCUCUGGCCAUGCUUUGCUGCCUAGCCAUGACCGUGCUCUUCUGAUAAGCUCUGCUGUGAUUGAUACAUGGUUGACUGAUACAUGAACAGUACACGUUGAUGCACACGUCGGUGCUACCCCUGCUGCAACAGAACUGAAUGAUCACUUGUUCCUCGCUCUUCUUGGUUAGACAUAAUUAUACUUCUUCCCUUGACAAAAAGCAGUGCUUGUCAGCAACGGUUUAAAACUAUGCGUCUGUUUUGUUUGUACGUCUGCCACUCUCUCCAUUCUGAUUUUACUUUCCCUUAGCUGUACCCUUUAAAUAGACUUUUUAAAACAUUCCCUUUACUCUUUAGCUAUUUUUGGAAAUCUCACACCUUUGCACAUACGCCGGUUGUAUUGUAGUGAAUGGUGUAGACUUGACUCUCUCAGCCACAUGUUAAUAUAGCUACUCGUCCAAUGUACUCAGUAGUUCUUAGAUGUAUUGUGUCUCUGUUCAGCCAUUGUACAUGUACUGCAUGAAUUGCAUAGAAAUUAGAAAAGACGUAUCAUGCUUCACCGAAUCUUUGCUUUGCCAUCACAGUUUCGCUAGCUCGGCUCCUUUUACCACAAUUGAAAGACUAGAGUGGGCUGCAGUUAUACAAUUUUACAUGU
Molecule: messenger RNA, 5514 nt
Organism: Sycon ciliatum
Lineage: Eukaryota; Metazoa; Porifera; Calcarea; Leucosolenida; Sycettidae
Product: CD109 antigen-like
Exons: 2
Coding region: 399-4925 (1508 amino acids)
Cellular component (GO): extracellular region
Molecular function (GO): endopeptidase inhibitor activity
Source: RefSeq, a predicted model, not a curated record